AUGUGUAAUCUAGAGGGCGCGGUAGAACUCUCGGCUGAUAUCUGGAUGGUUGUUGUUGACCAGCUUGAAUACCCGUGGGAUAUUGCUGCCCUGAGCAGAGCCUGCCGGUGGCUGCAUGGCAUCACCAAUCAUCUUCUGUACCAGCAUGCCGUCAAAUACGGAUUUGAUCUCAGAGCCAUGUUCUGGGCCAUCCGGUACCGCCUCCCAGGUGCGCUCAGGCAUGUUCUCGAAGCCGGUGCGAAUACCAACAUGGUUUGGGUGUAUUUCGACCCGAGGCCAGGGCCUAAAUUCACGGCAGUCCCUACAUUUGACGAGUGCCUUGGUACUGUGCCGGAAGGAGUCCAGUUCGAAUUCAGUCUUAUCUAUCCGCGGCCAUAUUGUUCUCCACUGCACCUCGCGACAUUAUUAGGCGAUAUAGAGAUAAUAGGGAUGUUACUUGAUUACGGCGCCGAUCUAUACGCCGGCUCAUGCAGGGUUUGUAGCUGCUAUGAUAUCCAGGAUAACAUAGAUCCCGAAAUCACUUCAGAUUUCAGAUAUCAAUCGUUGUCUGAUCCACGGUGGACGCCAUAUCAUAUCUCUAUAUGUGCAGGGCAUAUCCACACAGUAGAACUCCUCUCCUCGAGAGGCGGCGGCAUUGAGAUGCAAAGCAUCGACCCAUAUCGGGAUGUAGUCUAUAGCGGGCUAACUCCUAUCCACGUCGCUUCCAUAUCUGGCCAGUCUGAGAUGCUCGGGUGGAUACUGAUGAAUGCAGAUAGGGACAUUGACGUGGACGCCUUUGAUGCCUGUGGCAGGACCGCUCUAUUGUAUGCCUACUACGCUGGUCACUGGGACUGCGUCGUGCGUCUCAUUCGUAGUGGUGCGGACAUCAACAGGUACAACCGGGUGUCCUUCUGGGAGGAGACAGAAGGCUAUGGGCCUGAUAUCAGAACCCUUAAUCGCCACCGCAACUCGGUACAGGGAACAAUCCUCGCCGAUUCAAUCACCCCAAGCAGGUUCGAGGACGCCCUCCGGCUCCUCGAUCUCGGAGCUGACCCGGUGAUUGCGGACCAGGCGGUUCAAAACGGACUACCCUUGAUUCACAGGCUCUGCUUCCUUCCGUGGUAUACAAACUCGCAUGAUGGUUCACGCAAAGAAAGUCGCGCCAUAAACGAAGCCGGACUAAAGCUGCUCAAACACUUCCUUGCACUGGGACUAGACUUUCGCCGGAGCGUAACUCAGUACUGGCGACGGGACCCCCCUAUACCCGGCCAUACGGCCUUAGGACAUGCAGCUGGCUCCGGUAACUUACUGGCAGCCCAGCGACUGAUUGAGGCUGGGGCAAAUGUCGAUGGAAACCCAGACGUGGACCUUUGCACGCCCCUGACCCGUGCUUGCGAGUGGAGUAACGCGAAGCCGGUAUUGGAGAUGGUGACUCUGCUGGUCAGCUCUGGCGCUUCCGUCAACAAACUGAGAGCUCAAUCGAGAGCGCCGCUAUGGGCUCUCAUCUGCCGUUUCGGUGACCCUUACGAUGAUGAAGAAGAACACAUGCCUGACCAGUUGCAGAAAGAAGUAAUAGAUCUCCUCUUGGGGCUGGGCUCCAAUCCAUGGAGGGGCACAUCCUGCGGCGAUCGCUCGUAUCAGACUGCUCUAGACUAUCACCUGUUAAAUGGCGAAUUCGACAAGUUGAACUAUCUUGUCUCGAACUCUACCAAGGGGUCAUACGGGGAUGACGACAUCCUUAGCCUCUGGAACAUCGCUAUACGAUUUGAGGAUCAGGCUUACCUCCAAUGUGUCAUCAACCUUGACGAGCGCGGCCUGCUUGCUCGCAUGGAGCCAAUGGCUCUGCUGGCUGUCCUCUCCCGGCACCCUGUUGAUUUAGAGCUCGUGACGCGCCUUCUAGAGCAGGGCGCUGACCCCAAUAUCAAUCAUCGUGGCCGCAACCCGUUGGAGUGCAUCAUCACGCAAGCUUCUACGGAAACAUCGAGAAAGCUCUCCGUCAUUCGGACUCUUCUCGAAUCUGGAGCUUCCAUUUUUCAGGAGUUAGGUCCAUCGGUGUUCACUAACCCCGUGGCCGAAACUCCGUUUACUCCUCUGGGGUUGGCAAUACACUUGAUGCAACCAGCCAUCGGAAUUCUCGAGGCGUUACUAGAGCAUAAGCCUUUAAGAGACGCACCAGACAUAGACCCCUUCAAAUAUAUCCUGUACGCCUGUAUCGUAGGUAACACCGAGGCACUUAGUGCCCUCAUCAGCUCGCUGGGUCCCCUAACUUCAGGCAUGCUGGCGAAGGCAAACAUUACAAUCCACCAGGUCCUAGACAACGUCCCUCAAACGAAGACUACAAUAAGGGAAAUAAACACAGUCAUCGAUUGUCUGCAUAUUCUUGUUCAGAAUGGCGCCAGUCUGUCCGUUUUAGCACAACUAGGAUCCGACGACCACCGAAUAGCCAGGGAGAAGUUGGCCCGUCUAUGCGACGAGGAAUACUUUUGCACUGAGAACAAGUCCAAGUCGAGAGCAAUUACUUGGUGUUUUCAACAAAGGUCCGAUUUUUCAGGGAAGGGUGACCUAUCAUUCUUCAAGGGCGACACGAUGGAACUCUUCUUUCAGUUGCAUAUAUCGCUCGAACAGUUGGGUCGAAUACUAGGGGACAAUUCGAGAACUUGGGCGCUUCGGUUCGGGACAGGAAGCCUUAGUGAACGGGCGAUAAAUGGUGACUAG
Clonostachys solani is the source of this 2694-nucleotide messenger RNA. Lineage: Eukaryota; Fungi; Ascomycota; Sordariomycetes; Hypocreales; Bionectriaceae. The record is from the annotation of a GenBank genome assembly.